Molecule: messenger RNA, 929 nt
Organism: Tachysurus fulvidraco (yellow catfish)
Lineage: Eukaryota; Metazoa; Chordata; Actinopteri; Siluriformes; Bagridae
Product: histone H2A
Exons: 1
Coding region: 94-480 (128 amino acids)
Cellular component (GO): nucleosome
Molecular function (GO): protein heterodimerization activity; structural constituent of chromatin; DNA binding
Source: RefSeq, a predicted model, not a curated record
CCUGCUUACAUCACAAUACAGCGCGGUGACUGCAAUUGAAACAAGGAGCUAGUUGUAAACUACAUUAUUGUCUAGCUUUGUUGUGGUUUUACUAUGUCCGGCAGGGGGAAAACCGGUGGGAAGGCCCGUGCCAAGGCCAAGUCUCGGUCGUCCAGAGCUGGACUUCAGUUUCCAGUGGGUCGUGUCCACAGACUGCUACGCAAAGGGAACUAUGCUGAGCGGGUAGGCGCCGGGGCGCCUGUGUAUCUGGCCGCUGUGCUGGAAUAUCUGACGGCUGAAAUCCUUGAGCUGGCCGGAAACGCAGCCAGAGACAACAAAAAGACCAGGAUCAUCCCCCGCCAUCUGCAGCUCGCAGUCCGUAACGACGAGGAGCUGAAUAAACUUUUAGGUGGCGUUACCAUCGCCCAAGGCGGAGUGUUGCCAAACAUCCAAGCUGUGCUGCUGCCCAAGAAAACUGAGAAACCAGCCAAGAGCAAGUGACGAGCUUCGUGACCGAGGACACUGACAUCACAUCACGGCUCCACACACAGCGAUGCCACCAUUUUGAGUCUCUAAAGUAACACAUUUUCUUCUUCUCGCUUGAUUCUGCAUUGUCUUAAGGUGUUAUGAAACUGAAUUAUGCUGUUGUUUCUCGGAGAUAUGCUUGUUUGUGAGGCAUCGAGACGGCGGACAUGUUCAACCUGCCCGUGAACAAAAGGUGGACUGUGAACGGAUUAAAAUGGGGGAAAUACGUGGGUUGGACGUUUAGUAUACACGGUAGUUUUUAGACCAGUGCUUGUUGUCGUUCUCACUGCUUUUAAAUGACCUUGUUAAUUUUUUUCCUCCUGUUAAUUAAAUAAAUGUUCAGAGCCGGAUUAAGGCACAAAGACUCGGUGUAUUUUUCCGAGCCGCAGAAAUCUGCAUGAAUUAAAGUGCACCUGUAAUGUUUA